This is a messenger RNA of Pieris macdunnoughi, 798 nucleotides long. The record is from the annotation of a GenBank genome assembly. Lineage: Eukaryota; Metazoa; Arthropoda; Insecta; Lepidoptera; Pieridae.
AUGGCAUGGGAUUUAACUUUAGAUUUUGAAUAUGUUGUAACUAAAAAGGCCCAACCUCGUAUGUGUUUUGGGACAACAUUAAAUCGCGAAGUUCUACCAACAAAAGGUCCUAAUUUGAGUCCAUUUAUGAGACGCAAUGCUGGUGAAAUAAGGCCGAAUUUAGGCCCUGGAGUCUAUGAAAAUGACCGUGAUGCAUUUUACGACUUGACACACAGGAUUUAUAGUAAAUUAUAUUUUGGACCAAAAUCGCCACGCUGGAAAGCAAAGCAUGAGUAUCAACCGCCACUGAAAGAGCCACCUCCUGCUGAGGAAAUGCAUAAAAACUGUGCACCAUUUAAUUCAACGUCGAAAAGAAAAGGAUUAUUCUCAGCAAAUGAUUAUCCAGCGGCCUGCGAUUACUAUCCCAUAUACAAGAAAAAGGAAAUGCAAUUUUCUUACUGUUUUAGUGGAAAAAAGACAUUGAAAUGUGCAGUAGAAAUUAAAUGUGUUCCAUAUAAUUUGGACGCAUGCGGAGUAUGUGGUUGUUCUUGUUCGGCUCAAGGAGAUUAUUGGCAGUUUGAAAAUCGCAUAUUUUUAUGCAGAAAACAUUAUGCAAGAUUAUUUAAACACUGCUUAUCCACUUUUCAAGGCGCGAAGUUGGCUCAAUUUAAGUCCAUUAGAGAUUGUUUCUUUGCACACGCUCAUAACAGCUGUAAAGCCGCUUUGAAGAUAAUGAAAAUUGAAGAAAUUGAGAAAAAGUUAAGAAAAGAAGCAUAUUUAGAUUUAUAUUUUCCACAACGUCGCUACUGCAACAAUUAA